GAAGGAGAGGGAGCUGUACCAGGGAAAACUGGCAAAGACAAAGGACCGAACAGUGUUCAGGAAAACGGGAGAGCGUAGACUCAGUUUUAAGACCGGUUUAUGAUAGUCCAGCUGUGGCACCAGCGGCAGGAAGCGGCCAGGUUCUUCCAGGCGCCCGUCACUGCUCAGCAUCAAACCCCCCCGCUGUGUGUGCUCCAGUGGAAGGGACGCUUCGUGGUCAGCAGCCUGGUGAUGGGAAGAACCGCAAAGCUGUAGGCUCGGUGGCUGGAUGGAAGGAGCUGUCAACGCACCCACGGACGAUGGAGGAAGUGGAAGUGCACAGACAGCAGCGGCACUUUGAUUGACGACACCACUGUGGUGUGGUUGGGGGGAGCCAUCUUUCAUUUGGGAGCAUCUGGAGUUUCUUUGUUUGCGAUAUUUGCUGGCGACCCCAUCUUUACCUCUCCUCCCUCCCGCUGACCUUUCUCCACAUCUCUCCUUGAGAGCGAGCAGGUGUUAUUGUGUUAAAGAGCCACAGGUCUCAUUCACCUUGCAACCCCCUCCUCUCCCUCGACCGAACACACGAGCUCCUCUCUUCCAGGCGGCUGAGAGGUUGCUAUGGCAACGGUUGUCAUGAUGCUGAUGUAGCGUCCUGAAAGUAGUAGUUGUGGAGGUAGUGGUGGAGCUGGAGGAGGCGGUGCCGGCAGCGGCAGAGGUGGUGGUGGUGGUGGUGGUGAACGUCCAGGGAUGGGAAGCGCUCCGUAUCCAGCCGGUGAGUGGAAGGGGAAGGGGCGAGGUAGCCUGCAAGAGCUGGGCUGCAUGCGCUGGAAGGUCAGCAAGCAGAAAGGAGGAGGAGGGGAGGUGGUGGUGGUGGGAGCAGAGGAGAGGAGGUGCAGGGAUCCCACGGACUCUCAGCAGCAACAGCAGGAUCUCUCAUCCUCCUCUUCCUCCCUCACCCCCCCACUGCCUCCUCAACCCUCUCUGACACCUCCGGCCAUUUAUCACGAGAAGCAGCGGAGGGAGCUGUGCGCCCUGCACGCCCUCAACAACGUCUUCCAGGACGGGACGGCCUUCAGUAGGGACACCUUGCAGGAGAUAUACCAGAGGCUUUCUCCCAGCACUCUGGUGACACCUCACAAGAAGAGCAUGCUGGGAAAUGGGAACUAUGAUGUAAAUGUCAUUAUGGCAGCCCUGCAGACCCGAGGGUUUGAGGCAGUUUGGUGGGAUAAAAGGAGGGACGUCGGCAGCAUCGAGCUGUGCAACGUGACGGGCUUUAUUCUGAACGUGCCAUCCAACCUGCGCUGGGGGCCUCUCCGGCUGCCGCUCAAACGCCAGCACUGGAUAGGGGUCCGGGAGGUGGGAGGGGUCUACUACAACUUGGACUCCAAGCUGCGAAGCCCUCAACCCAUUGGCAACCCGGAUGAGCUCAGAAAGUUCCUCCGCCAGCAGCUGCGAGGAAAGAACUGUGAACUCCUGCUGGUCGUCUCGGAGGAAGUGGAGGCACAUCAAACAUGGCGCUCUGACGGCUAAGGGUCUUACCGACUAAUCACAGCUCCGCCUGGGCCACCGGGCCGAUCACUGAAUGAACGGGAGAGGAAGUAGAGCCGUGCACAGCCAAUCACAUGGAUGCACACACCCCGCACCCCACCCCCCACCCCCCUUUUUGGGUUUUGUUUACACAGCCAUUGCUGGACUCUUUUCUGAUAAGAUACAAAGCAAUGAAGGAGGCAAACACUUUACAGGGAGAAACCAAGAAUCACAGUCCUUUACUUACAACACAGUUAAGACUUCUAUAAAGUUACUAUUCUGUUUCUGCUAUUCUUGUGUUUUUAUAUAUAUAUUGACUAUUUUUCAAUGUCAGUUUUGAUCCAUUUAUUUUUUGUCCUUUUUACUGUUUUAAGUUUCCAAAGUCAUGGGAGUUCAGGCUUUAUGAGAAAUGCUGUGUUUAUCUGCCGUCUCCCUCAGUGAUCCAGUGUCUUUGUGUUUCUGUCCUUCCCUUCCUGUCGUGGAUCUCUCUCUGUCCGUAUCCUCCGUCCUUCACUUUCACCAAAGCGUGCCCUUCCUUGCCUCAGCAUGCCUCCAUCUCACUCCUCCUCCCAUCACAUGUCAAAAUCAGUGAUUCAUCACGUUGCCAAAUUUGUAUUUUCACCUACUUCCCGAUCACUUCUGGCACAGUCUGAGCCUUUACUGUACAGAGACUGUGCUGACACAACAGUUUUAUAUGCAACAAAACAAUGCAACACCUGGGCCUAGCACUCCCUCUAGUGGAUGUUUGCUUCAGUUUCCUUUCAAGGAAAGAGGAACAGCAUCAUUCAUCCAGCUUGUUUUUUUUUUCAUUGUUCACUUGAAGAGUGCUUGUCAUCGACGAAAUAACGCAAUACUAACAAUUAUCAUCUGCCAGUAGAAUUCCACUGUGUCACGAUGUAAAAUUUAUCAAACUAGAGUUAUCGAAAUCUCCCCCAAAAUCUGAAAUUACAAAAAUUGGCCAUACUUUGGAUUACUAUGCGCAGUUAGCUUGGCAGUUAAUACUUGACUUUGGAAAAAGCAGUCGACAACACUAUCUCAACUCAAGGACUGCUUACAAGCUUAUUCAGGAGCUUUUGACUGCAUCGCACGGUCCUCAUCAGCAGAUUGAAGGUAGCUGUUCACACUGACCAGUGACGCAAAAUUAAUUGGCAACAAAUUUGGUAAAUUAUUAAACAUUUACGUUAUUUUCUAAACAAAAAUGACAUAAAUCGGAGUCAUUUAUGAUAGUAAAACUGGAUAUCUUUGGGUUUUGGACUGUUAGUCAGACCAAAACAAGCAAUUUAAGAAUGUUAACUUAAGAUGUGAGAAAUUUUACUCACCAAAUGACAGACUGAUUGUUGAAAACAACGGUCCGUCACAGCCCUUCUCUCCGGCAAACACUGGCCGCCGAGUAAACUUUAUCUGCCAAUGAGGACUGUGUGAUGCGGUCAAAAGCUCCAGAACAAGUGAGUCAGUGAUAGAUGAGUCUGGAUUGUCAGUAAUAAUCUGAAUUAAUAAUAUUAGUUUUUGUUAAAAAUCGUCAUAUCGAUCUAAAAGAAUCAUUUUCUUAUUCGUCCAUGUCAGACACUCUUGCUUCAUUAGAGCCACAAUCAUUUCUUGCACAGUGGUAAAAGUGACACCACACAGACAGAUGAUAAAAUAAGGGAUGAUACUUACUGUUUUAUUUUUCCUUUGGCUCCACUCUGGUCCAAAGGGUCACCACCACAGCAACCCUCUGUAGCACGGGAGCUCAGCUGAUGCAGAGCUCCUCCUCCUCCUCCUCCUCCUCUUCUUCUCCUGAAUUAUCAUGUGUCAAACCUGUGUGAGCUUUCAGUCUGAGGAGGGGUUUUGCGGGUGGGUGUAUGAAGGGAAGUUGCCAGAUGGAGCGCAGUGUGCCUGAGUAGAGAGUAAUGUAGAUGAAGACAAUGUGGAAAGAAAAGUGAAAGUUGGUGGUUCGGCUAGUUGGACGUGUGUUGUGGUUAGUCAUUGUGAAACGAGCCUUAUGAGAGAGUUUGUAGCUUUCAGAUCUAUCAGCUUAAGAGAAACUGUUAAUACUAUACGUGUAUUGUCUGUUAAUGACAAUAUCGGCCUUAACUUGUUUACAUGAGAAAAUAUUUGUUGCUCUGAAAGAUCGAGAGGGGCUGUGCAGUUUGACGCCAUUUCAGGAGUUUUAUUCCAAAGCACCAAUUUAUCAUAAAUCUAGAGGAGAAGCGGCCGAAGCUCAUCAAUUAUGAUGUUUUCACUUUUGCAGCCAAGGGCUUUAUGUUAUUUACACUUGUUUGAAAUAGUAUGAUUUUAUAAAGACAAGAUCACGUGUUUUUCCAACGGUGCAUGUCUUAUUUUGGAAUGAAACUCUUCGAUUCCAGCCCAGUCCGUAUACCUUUAAUGUCACGUUCAAGUGGACCUGCAUCGAAACGUCAGAGAACUCGUCAUUCACUGAGAGAUUUAUGGACCCAACCACAUCAUGGCUAGUGUCUCACACAAUCAACACUUGCUUUUUUUCGCCAUGACAAUCUUUCAGCUCUACAGAUCGUCAUUGUAUUUUUUUGUUGUUGUUGUUGUUUUCAUUUUUUUGCAUAGAAAUAAAAUGCUUAUAACGGCACUUUAUGUAUAAGCUACA
Messenger RNA from Chelmon rostratus (copperband butterflyfish), 4105 nucleotides. RefSeq names its product Josephin domain containing 1 (gene josd1). Bases 727 to 1509 code for a protein of 260 amino acids. Gene Ontology annotation, molecular function: cysteine-type deubiquitinase activity. The record is from RefSeq and is a predicted model, not a curated record. The transcript is spliced from 5 exons. NCBI's taxonomy places the organism in Eukaryota, Metazoa, Chordata, Actinopteri, Chaetodontiformes, Chaetodontidae. Gene Ontology annotation, biological process: protein deubiquitination.